AUGCCGGCGGUCGGACAACAGGUCUACCCCGGAGGCCGGACAACAGGUCUACCCCGGAGUUCGGACAAAAGGUCUACCCCGGCGCCCGGACAACAGGUCUACCCCGGAGGCCGGACAAAAGGUCUAAGCUGGCGCCGUUCGGACAACAGGUCAACCUCGGGGCCGGGAACACAGGUCUGCCCCCGGCGCCCGGAACACGAGGUCUGCCCCCGGGGCCACGGGGCCACAGCAUCCCAGCGGGGCCAGCGUGCAAGGGAAGCGCGGCGGCGGCGGCCCCCGAUGCGACUCGGGCGGUCGCUUCUGGGCCGUUCCUGGGCUGCUUCUUUCACGGUCCGCAGAGCCCUUCGGCCCUCGGCAGGGGUCUGCGGGGGGCCGCGGGGGGCUCGGCGUCGAGGUGCCCGGCGCCAGCACGGAGGCGCCGGCCCACGGCCCUCGCUCACAGAGAGAAAGAGAGAGGAGGUACAGAGAGAGAGGGAGAGAGACAGGGACACGCACGCCCGCUCCGCACACUCACAAUCCGACGCCACCCCCUCAGAGCACCCCCCCGCCCCCAACCCCGUCCCGCCGCUCCUGCACGCACUCUGGCGUGGCCUCUCUCCCCGUCCCUGCCCCCUGCCCCUGCCCUGUCUGCGGCAGCCGCCCGCCCAUCGACGGUUGGGGGCGCCCCGCCCUGCCCCGUCAGACUCCCCGGCGCCGCCCGCAGCCUUUACCCUCAAGUCCCCCGCCCGCUCUCUGCUCGGCCGCUUGGCACGUCUGCAGCGGCGGCAGGGCCGGGAGCCGGCCCACAUCGAGGCAGGCGGGGCCUUCGGCCGGCAGGGCCAGAGCCCGCGGCAGAGGCGGCAGCCCCUUUUCCGAGAAGCCUUCUCUUCGGCUCUCGCCCGGCCUUCCUGCUUUGACGGCCUUCCUUCCUUGGCGCUCCGGCCCGGCCCGGCCCGGCCCCGUCCCAGCCCGGGGCAGGACGGCCGAAGGAAGCGAGGGACGCAGAAAGGGAGGCAGGAGCCGGGCUGCCGUGGCUUUGGGCACAAAGGAGGAGGCGGGAGCGCCGCCGGCUCCUACCGGCCGGCUCCUUCCCUCUCUAGCCCGGCGCCCGGCGGCCAGAGGGUCGGUCGUGCGCGGGACAACAGGUCUACCCGGGCUCCAGAGGAACAGGUCUGCCCCGCCGGCCGGGCAGCCGGAGGCCGGGGCCGGAGGAGGACGACAGGGCCUAGCCCGGCGCAGGCACACGCGUUAAAGCCGGGGGCCGGAGGAGACGUCCGGCACCGGGACGACAGGUCUAGCCCGGGGCUUGGCUGCAACAGGUCUACCCCGGGCGGCGGCAGGACGCCGGGUCUGUACCCCGGGUGCAGGACGCCGGGUCUAGCCCGCGGCUUGGCUGCAACAGUCGUGCCGGCCUCCUCCGGCGCUCGGCCCCGCCAGGAGCACGUCCGGCGACCGGGACAGCAGGUUUGCCGCCUAGCCGAGCGGCCGGAGGACCAAGUCCGGCCCAGGUGCGCGGCUCCCUGCGAGGGCUCGGUGCAGGCAAACCAAGUCCGCUUCGGGGACCCGGUCUACCCUGCAGCUGGCCGGGAAAAAAGGGCGGGCAGGCAGGAGGGCGAGGGAUCGCGCGCGGCCGCCGCGCGCGAUCCCUCGCCCUCCUGCCUGCCCGCCGCCGCCGGGGGCGCCACGCGCGGCCGGCCCCGCCGCACGGGGGCCCGUCGCACAUUGGCAACUGGUCUACCCCCAUGCCCGAAGAAGACGGCGGCCGACGGGCUUCCCCGCGCGCCCACCGCAUCCCCGCGCGGUGGGGGGGGGGGUAAAACCCGCCGCCGCCGCCGCCGCCGCUGCCACCGCCGCCCGCGCGGCCAAGCCCCCGCCCCGCGUCUCGGGCCUGGGACCCGCGCGGAGGGAAGUCGAGGCCUCGCGAGCGCGGCCCCCCUCCCAUCCCCCGGCGAGGGGAGAGGGCGCCUCUCUCUCGCGCGCGCGCGCCCGGAGCGCGCCGCCGGCGGCACGCGGCCCCUUGUUCGCGCCCGGUCGGGUCCGUGCGCGUGUGGGUGUGUGCCCGGGCCCCCGGAACUCCGCGUGCCGGGCCUGGGACCCGCGCGGAGGGGAGCGCCGAGGCGGACCGCGCUAGCGGGGGGCGCUCGCGCGCGCCCCCAGCAACCGGGGCCCCCUGUCGGCCCCGGCCCGCCGAGAGAGACGGGAAACGAGACGGCAACGGAGGAGGAGGAGGAGAGGCGCCGGGUGCCCCACGAUCAUGCGGUACGCGACGGGGGAGAGGCGGCGCCGCAUCCGUCCGCCCCUCCGCUCCCAACCACGAGCGGCGCUCCGCACCGGGCCCGCCCCGGGGCGGGGCGGGCGGCCGGCUAUCGCGAGCCCACCGAGGCGCCGGCGGCGCUGCGGUAUCGCUACGUCUAG
Messenger RNA from Taeniopygia guttata (zebra finch), 2394 nucleotides. Lineage: Eukaryota; Metazoa; Chordata; Aves; Passeriformes; Estrildidae. The record is from RefSeq and is a predicted model, not a curated record.